This is a messenger RNA of Achroia grisella, 4290 nucleotides long. Its product is annotated as netrin receptor UNC5C-like. NCBI's taxonomy places the organism in Eukaryota, Metazoa, Arthropoda, Insecta, Lepidoptera, Pyralidae. Gene Ontology annotation, molecular function: netrin receptor activity; protein binding. Gene Ontology annotation, cellular component: membrane. The record is from RefSeq and is a predicted model, not a curated record. Gene Ontology annotation, biological process: motor neuron axon guidance; netrin-activated signaling pathway. The coding region runs from base 250 to 3318 and encodes 1022 amino acids. The transcript has 12 exons.
UCGCGACCGUCGCGUAGGUCGGACGUUACGUCCCAAACUCAAUAGAGUAAACGCGAACGAUUUGUGGUCUCGUUUGCAUACGUGAAGUGAAAUUUGUUUUGAAUUUUGUACCCAUGCGAUGUGAUUACAAUUCUUUGCAUAAUACUUUAACAUUAACUUUUAUGGAUGUGACAAUUUAAUUUUGUAGGAAAUUCCAGUGUAUGUGCUUUGGAUUGUUGUUUAUUAUUGUGAUGCGUGCACGCGUGUGAAAUGAUGGCGCGGAGGAGGGUCUUGCUCCUCUUGCUUUGGGUGGUCGCCGCAGCCGACGCGGACAGUAAACAUGAAACAAAUACAACAGAACCUGACCACACAACGGUAGUUCCCACACCGCCAAUACCUCUGCGACCUGAAUAUGCUCAUCCUGCGGGAGUGGAAGCACUAGAUCCCUACAAUUCCGAAAAAAACCGACCACCACCACAUCACAGAGACUAUUUAGAGGAAGAUUAUGAUCACGAAUCUCACAAAGAAGAUGAUCAUGAUAAUAGAGAAGAUACAGAUGAAUUGCCGUCUUUAUCCGGCGAUCAUUUGUUACAAAGCUCUACUGAUGAUCUUCCAAUGUUCCUACAGGAACCUCAGCAUGGUUUUGUAGUUAGAAAUAAACCGACUACUCUAAGAUGCCGAGCUGCUAAUGCUUUGCAGGUUUAUUUCAAAUGUAAUGAUAUGAAAUCAGAUGCUAGUACGCAGUUUGAGUUUGUAGAUCCGCAGAGUGGUGUUAGGAUUGUGGAGGCAGAAUACAAUGUGACUAGAGAUCAAUUAGAGGAUUAUUUUGGUGAUAGAUUCACAUGCACAUGUUUUGCGUGGAGUAGCAGAGGAAACAUUAGAAGUCAACCUGCGGUUCUUGAAUUGGCAUAUCUCAAGAAGCAAUUUCUGGCAUCCCCCUCGUCGAUUUCUGUAGAAGUUGGAUCCGCCGCUUCGCUUCGCUGCACCCCUCCUGCCGCUGCACCGGUCCCUAGAAUAUCCUGGCUGAAGCAAGGAGCCCCGUUACAGCAAGAUCAUAAUGUUUUAAUAUCGCCGGAAGGGAAUUUGCUGAUAUCACGGGCUAGUUUGCAAGAUAUGGCAAACUACAGUUGUGUUGCUGAGAAUAUUGCUGGAAAGAGAGUUUCUGAAGCAGCACUAGUCACGGUUUAUGUAAAUGGAGGCUGGAGCCCUUGGAGUCCCUGGACCCAAUGCCGCUGCAACGGACGAGUCACUGAAGGACAGCGUCGUACACGCACAUGUACAGAGCCCUACCCACUGAACGGCGGGGCGCAGUGUCAGGGACAAUCUGUCCAACGGACGUCCAACUGCGUCGCUUGUCAGAAUGCACUGCCUGGACGUUGGGGCGCGUGGUCUGAAUGGUCGGUGUGUGGAGCUGACUGCAGACAGAGUAGACGAAGAUCUUGUACCGGAGACACUCCGUGUUCAGGACAACAUGUGCAGCAUGCAGACUGUGUAGGAGACUACUGUGGGGUUCACGGUGUUGCUGCCUACAGCGAUGUGCCACUGUACAUCGGUAUUGCUGUCGCAGUGGUGGUGUUCCUGGCUGGAGCAGCAGUAGUGUACAAACUUCUGCAAAGAAAGACAAGGGAUCAUUCACUGUACACUAUGACGAGAACUGAUUUUCAACCGGAAAUAUAUCCAACAGUGGAGAAGCAGUCAUUGUCUUUAGCACCGGAUCUGAUGCAACACCGGCCUCCAAGAUACGAACACCCACAGACAGAUACAAGAGCUGAGCAUCACUACGAUGUGCCACAUCUCACCAACAGUUACGCAUCACCGGUGGAUCAUCAAAUUACACCGUGCGCGUCCAGCAAGGGCCAGAGCGAUGAUUAUGAUAGCAAACCAUACAGCGAAUCAGAACAUUCAGUCUCCAGUUGUUUCACCAGCUCGGGCUCCAUGUAUGAUGCUGCAAACGAAUCUGUAACUCUCCAACUAGCGGAACUAGUUUCAAAUUCGCCAACAUCACAAUCGCUGUCAGUAUCAAAUGCUGGUGCAAGAUUAGCGUUACCGGCUGCUGGGGUGGCUUUAUCAGUACCUGAAGGCUCCUUGAGUAGGGGUAGAAGAGAACAGAUGUAUGUAGCCGUCGUGAAGGAUGACCGGUACCGACCCAGACUAGGGAAAGGUGUAACACAACUGAGUCCGGUAGUUAAAUGUGGACCUCCGCGUCUGCAAUUAAACAAGUCAGUGAUUCUGCAGAUCCCUCACUGCGCUAGCCUCAAACACGGGUUCUGGAAUCUCUCGCUAUACGCUAUUGAUCAUAAUAACGCAAAAGCUGAUAAUAAUCAGCCACAGUGGAGAAAAGUGGUUGGUCUUGGCCAAGAAACUAUUAAUACUCCAGUAUUCACGCAACUUGACAACGACAAAAUAUAUCUUGUAACAGAUAUGCUAUCUACGUUUGUAUUGGUAGGUGAAAGUUUCAAUGGUAAGGCAGUUAAAGCUUUACAGUUAGCUAUAUACGCCCCGGCGUCUAUUAAUGAAGCAUGUACAGAGUAUAGUAUUAGAUUAUAUGUAUUCGAAGAUACGCCAUGUGCAACAUACUAUUGUCAGGAGCAAGAGAAGAAGCUGGGUGGAGUUUUACUUGAGCGUGCAAAGACUUUGUUAUUCCAAGACGGUGGUUCUAAUUUAUGUUUAAACUUGGAGCACGUGAGUCCUGGUUGGAAAGCCAAACCGGGUAUAGGGUAUCAAGAAAUACCAUUCAACCACGUUUGGACUUCAAACUACAAUGCUUUACAUUGCAGUUUUGUACUAGAAAGGACACAUGAUUGUGACAAUAUUGACUUUAAUAUAUCCGCAUGUCAAAGGACCAAUCCAUCCUACAAACAGACAUUCCGAAUAUCUCUCGAGGAUAUACGAAGUCGAUCUCCAAGGGGUCGUUCCCCCCGGGCCGAAUCACAACGUAGUUUCAAUAUAACCGAGAAUCUCUUAGAGGCUAGAAUGUGCCGGAGCGAGGAGGGGAGUGACAACGGUAAACGUAACGUAACCGUGAGCGAAGCGGGAGUCAACGAAUGUGCGGGCGAAGGACCAUUUAAAUUAAAUGCACGAAUAAAACGGCAGCUGUGUGCCAUAUUGGAUCCACCGAAUGCACGCGGUAACGACUGGCGCGCGCUAGCGGCAAGACUUGGCGUUGAUCGUUAUACAACAUGGUUUGCCACAAAAAGCUCACCUACUGAAGCUAUCUUAGAAUUGUGGGAAUGCAGAGAACGUAGUCCAGGUGCUACGGCUAGUCUAGCUGGAGCUCUUAGGCAAAUGGAUCGACACGACGCCGCCGACUUACUACAAGGACGGCCAUCUUGGUUAUGAAUCAUCGACAAGUCAGAUCUUGACUUUAAUUAGCGAUUCACGCGUCGAGUCGGAUACUCGAUAAUUUUCUAUUUGGAAUUGUAAAUUAAAAUGGAUGUGAAAGGUAUAGGCGUAUAAAUUAUGAUGGAUUUAUAUGAAUGAUUUGUUGGUAAAAUAAUGUGUAGUUUAAAUGUUACGUUAGAGAAAGUAUAGUUUCGUAGGCCAACGGCCUAAGUUUGUAAAAUCGUCGUAGUAUAUUUUGUAUAGAAUAUUAUUAUCUAUAUGCUGUAGAUAAGCGAUGGGAAAUAAAUUAUAUUAUAGUAGCAAUAAUAGUGCCUACAACGUCUUUUAAAGAAACACUACCGACAUUGUGUUGGUUACGGUUGAUUAUUUUGUUAAUUUUUAUAAAUGUUUGAGUGUUCAUUGGAACGGCGAAAAUUUAUUGCAUAACUUCUCGUUUGGUUGCCUGUUUUACUUUUGAAUGUACUGCUUUGUUUGUAAUUUCAAACUCGUGCCAAAUCUCUGAUGCCACUGUAUUAUUUGGCAAUAAUCUUAAAAGUCUUAUAGGUAUUCAACUUGUCAGAGCUUACUCGUAUUCUUAUUAUAAUAGUAUGUCUUUUUUAUUGUUUAAUGCAAAAUAGGCAUAACCAUUUCAAUUAUAACAGACUCUUCUAGAACUAUUAAAUGUUAUUAUGGUAUUAUGACUGUUCGUUGAUAAAACUCAAUUAUAUGGUAAUUUCAAUUAUUCUUUAGUCAGAAGUUGUAAUUGAAAAUGGUGAUGCCUAACACUUAGAAAGACUUAAUCCACUGCAUUUACUGAUCACUAAUAAGCCUGUAGUCGUGAAUCACUUCAAAACACAUGAUUAAUCUUAGGUGAUAACGUAAUAUCUUCUCCAAGAGUUAUCUAUGAGAGACAACAUUUAUUUUGAUACCAUCUCUAAGAUACUUACUAUCUAAUAAUUUUCCUAAAACUCCAUUAUGUUAUUUUAGCUU